Theobroma umbraticum is the source of this 2073-nucleotide messenger RNA. Its product is annotated as squamosa promoter-binding-like protein 4. The record is from RefSeq and is a predicted model, not a curated record. Gene Ontology annotation, cellular component: nucleus. Lineage: Eukaryota; Viridiplantae; Streptophyta; Magnoliopsida; Malvales; Malvaceae. Gene Ontology annotation, molecular function: DNA binding.
GGAAACAAAAUGGAGCUUGUGGUCCUAACUCAUUCACUCUGUCUCUCAUCCUUUUACUUGCCUAUUCUACUUGGGUCUCCCUCUCCUUCUUUCUCACUCUUUUGCUCUUUUCACUCUCUUCACACAGAUAGUACUUGUGUAAAUAGCGUAUGUGUAUAUAUUUUCUUGUACUAUUCUUUUCUGUCUUUAUUAUUGUUAAAAAGUUUUACUAAUUUUGUUGAAAGAUGGAAGCAAGAGGGAAACAAAAGAUGGGGAAGGUGGUGAAAAGGGAGGCAGAUAUGGAGUCUGAUGAUGAUGGGAGUGAGCUGCAAUUUGGUGGGUCUAUGGAAGAUGAUGAUAAGAAAAGGAAGGAUGUGAUCGUCCUUGGUGGCAGUGGUGCUGCUGCUGCUGGUGGGUCUGGGAGGAAGGGGUUAACUGGUGCUGGUGCUAUGAGGUGUUGUCAGGCAGAGAACUGUACGGCUGAUCUGAGUGAUGCAAAGCAGUAUCAUAGGAGGCAUAAAGUGUGUGAACAUCAUUCCAAGGCUCAGGUUGCGCUUGUGGCUGGACUUAGGCAGCGCUUUUGUCAACAAUGUAGCAGAUUCCACGUGCUUUCUGAAUUUGAUGAAGCCAAAAGAAGUUGUCGCAGGCGUUUGGCUGGGCAUAAUGAGAGACGAAGGAAGAACUCCACUGAAUCUCAUGGGGAAGGCUCAGGCCGCAAAGGAACAGGCACCCAGUUGAAGGAUAUGAUCUGUGGGCAGGUUGAUGAAAGGGGAAGGAUUAAGUUGACUAUCCAAGAAACUUCCACCUGAUGGUGAUGGAAUUGUGGUAUUCCUCCCCAAAUUCAGCAAAUGACAUGGGCAUCCAUACACUGCAUUACAGUAUGCGAUGUCAGGUAUGAUUAAGAUUGUAAAAUUUCUUUUGUAUGGAUUUCCUUUUCCCUUUAUCUCCUCUUUUGUAAGCUAGAUUCGGCAUGUAACAAUAUGUAAUUCUACUCUAGAACUCAUUCCUUAUUUCUGGUUCUACCUAUAUAUGGUUAGGUGCCCGAGUUGGGGAAAACAAUGAGGGAAAUGCUGCUAUUUCAUUUAGACAAAGAUGCCUUCACGGGUACAUUUGUUUUUUUGUUUUUUUUUUUUUGAAAGGCAUAGUUUUAUUACUUAAAGGUCUGGCAAGAGGAGACUGACAAAAGAGGGAUCAAGCAUGCCAUGAAUAAUAGUAGCAGGCUGCAAAACGAUGGAGGCCUGCUACGUUCAGAAGUUAAAGUGAAAUGAAACAGAGCAUGGAAGCAUUUUAAGACAUCAGUGAAACAGUGACAUCUACUGAGAAAAUAAACUCCAGAAAUAACCAACUGAAAAUGAGCAUUUUAAUCACCCUCCUUCUGAUGGUUCUGAAAGUAGGAUCUGAAGUUUGAAGCUCUUAUCACCCCCUGCGUUGGCCAAUCCGCCUGCCACGGUAUUGGCUUCUCAUAUGAUGUUGUUGAAGGAGAUCCCUACACUGUUGAAUAGGUAAACCUCAAUGGCAUUCAAGAUGUUAUUCAUCCUCCACGGAGCUUUAUUGUGGUUGUUGACCCAGUUAAUGGCAUUCAAAGAGUCGCUCUCGUGGAUAGCAUAGAAAGAGUCCUCUGUGCCAAUGUUUUCAGAAUAGAAGCCAAGAACGAAGCCCAUACGGUCCCUGAAUAUCAUCCCAAGAAAUGACUUCCAAGUUUCAUCUGUUGUAAUCACAAUCAUUUUAAUAGUUGGUACGAAAGACUUUGAGGUGAAAUUUAUAAGAUGACAGGGUUACUCAUGAUUUAAUGCGCCUCUGACGUCUACUUUUUGAGAAGGACGAAGGUAAAUAUUGCUGUCAAACAACACACAUGGCAAAUUUAGUGUCACGGGAGGAAACUUCCCAGUAUAAGCAGCCGCUUGGCUUGUCUUAAGGUGGAGGAGUUGUUACCUGUCGUGUGUGUUUUUGGCAUGUUUUGUUUUUUUUUAGUUUCUGAUUUCGGUUAUUCACGUUUCUCGUAAGCUGUAACUUGUAAGAGCGUAUGGCACUGCUUACACUGAUAUCAUCCCAAGAAAUGACUUCCAAGUUCCACCUGUUAUAAUGACGAUCAUA